This is a messenger RNA of Schistocerca serialis cubense, 2130 nucleotides long. Its product is annotated as suprabasin-like. The transcript has a single exon. The record is from RefSeq and is a predicted model, not a curated record. NCBI's taxonomy places the organism in Eukaryota, Metazoa, Arthropoda, Insecta, Orthoptera, Acrididae. The coding region runs from base 1 to 2130 and encodes 709 amino acids.
AUGCAAGUACGGGUAAAAUGCAAGUACGGGGAAGGACGCAAGUACGGGGAAGGACGCAAGUACGGGGAAGGACGCAAGUACGGGGAAGGACGCAAGUACGGGGAAGGACGCAAGUACGGGGAAGGACGCAAGUACGGGGAAGGACGCAAGUACGGGGAAGGACGCAAGUACGGGGAAGGACGCAAGUACGGGGAAGGACGCAAGUACGGGGAAGGACGCAAGUACGGGGAAGGACGCAAGUACGGGGAAGGACGCAAGUACGGGGAAGGACGCAAGUACGGGGAAGGACGCAAGUACGGGGAAGGACGCAAGUACGGGGAAGGACGCAAGUACGGGGAAGGACGCAAGUACGGGGAAGGACGCAAGUACGGGGAAGGACGCAAGUACGGGGAAGGACGCAAGUACGGGGAAGGACGCAAGUACGGGGAAGGACGCAAGUACGGGGAAGGACGCAAGUACGGGGAAGGACGCAAGUACGGGGAAGGACGCAAGUACGGGGAAGGACGCAAGUACGGGGAAGGACGCAAGUACGGGGAAGGACGCAAGUACGGGGAAGGACGCAAGUACGGGGAAGGACGCAAGUACGGGGAAGGACGCAAGUACGGGGAAGGACGCAAGUACGGGGAAGGACGCAAGUACGGGGAAGGACGCAAGUACGGGGAAGGACGCAAGUACGGGGAAGGACGCAAGUACGGGGAAGGACGCAAGUACGGGGAAGGACGCAAGUACGGGGAAGGACGCAAGUACGGGGAAGGACGCAAGUACGGGGAAGGACGCAAGUACGGGGCCAGACGCAAGUACGGGGCCAGACGCAAGUACGGGGCCAGACGCAAGUACGGGGCCAGACGCAAGUACGGGGCCAGACGCAAGUACGGGGCCAGACGCAAGUACGGGGCCAGACGCAAGUACGGGGCCAGACGCAAGUACGGGGCCAGACGCAAGUACGGGGCCAGACGCAAGUACGGGGCCAGACGCAAGUACGGGGCCAGACGCAAGUACGGGGCCAGACGCAAGUACGGGGCCAGACGCAAGUACGGGGCCAGACGCAAGUACGGGGCCAGACGCAAGUACGGGGCCAGACGCAAGUACGGGGCCAGACGCAAGUACGGGGCCAGACGCAAGUACGGGGCCAGACGCAAGUACGGGGCCAGACGCAAGUACGGGGAAGGACGCAAGUACGGGGAAGGACGCAAGUACGGGGAAGGACGCAAGUACGGGGCCAGACGCAAGUACGGGGCCAGACGCAAGUACGGGGCCAGACGCAAGUACGGGGCCAGACGCAAGUACGGGGCCAGACGCAAGUACGGGGCCAGACGCAAGUACGGGGCCAGACGCAAGUACGGGGCCAGACGCAAGUACGGGGCCAGACGCAAGUACGGGGCCAGACGCAAGUACGGGGCCAGACGCAAGUACGGGGCCAGACGCAAGUACGGGGCCAGACGCAAGUACGGGGCCAGACGCAAGUACGGGGCCAGACGCAAGUACGGGGCCAGACGCAAGUACGGGGCCAGACGCAAGUACGGGGCCAGACGCAAGUACGGGGCCAGACGCAAGUACGGGGCCAGACGCAAGUACGGGGCCAGACGCAAGUACGGGGCCAGACGCAAGUACGGGGCCAGACCCAAGUACGGGGCCAGACCCAAGUACGGGGCCAGACCCAAGUACGGGGCCAGACCCAAGUACGGGGCCAGACCCAAGUACGGGGCCAGACGCAAGUACGGGGCCAGACGCAAGUACGGGGCCAGACGCAAGUACGGGGCCAGACGCAAGUACGGGGCCAGACGCAAGUACGGGGCCAGACGCAAGUACGGGGCCAGACGCAAGUACGGGGCCAGACGCAAGUACGGGGCCAGACGCAAGUACGGGGCCAGACGCAAGUACGGGGCCAGACGCAAGUACGGGGCCAGACGCAAGUACGGGGCCAGACGCAAGUACGGGGCCAGACGCAAGUACGGGGCCAGACGCAAGUACGGGGCCAGACGCAAGUACGGGGCCAGACGCAAGUACGGGGCCAGACGCAAGUACGGGGCCAGACGCAAGUACGGGGCCAGACGCAAGUACGGGGCAAACGGGGGCAGACGGGGGCAAAACGCUAAGAUGGGCAAAACGCUAAGAUGGGCAAAACGCUAA